UCUGUUAGGACUGUUGUAAAACAUAGAUUUUAAAUUGUUCAACGGUUAAUAAUAUAAGGAAGCGUUUAUAUACAAUGUGAAAGGUAGCGACUUAUUCUACGAAAAAAAGAGACGAAUGUUUAAGGUGAAAUAACUAAAAGCGAUCAGAGUGUAAAGAAGAUUUAUUCCACAAAAAUGAACGACACGAAAAAUGCGAAAAAAGAGAAAAAGCAACAUAUACAAGUCUUUGUCCGUGUCAGGCCAAUAAAUAAUGCUGAGAAAGUCGGAAAAUCGGUAACAGUUGUUGAUAUACCAUCUAAUAAAGAAGUGGUCAUUCGGGAAAGACCUCAUGAUAAAUUUACAAAAAAAUUUACGUUUGACAAAGUAUUUGGACCUAAUUCAAAGCAGAUACAAGUAUAUAAUGCAGUUGUCAGUUCUUUGCUGGAGGAAGUUUUGGCUGGAUAUAAUUGCACAGUAUUUGCAUAUGGACAAACUGGCACUGGAAAGACUUUCACAAUGGAAGGAACUGACAAUGAUCCAUCAUUACAUUGGCAAACAGAUACCACUGCUGGAAUCAUACCUCGAGCUUUAAGUCAUUUAUUUGAUGAGUUGCGCGUAUUAGGCGUACAGGAAUACUCAGUAAGAGCCAGCUAUUUAGAAUUAUACAACGAGGAAAUAUUUGAUUUAUUAUCUCCUAGUGAGGAUGCUGCUAAAAUAAGGAUAUAUGAAGAUCCAACUAAAAAAGGUGCUGUAAUAGUACAUGGUUUAGAAGAAAUGUCAAUACAUACUAAAAAUGAAGUAUUUAACAUCCUUCAGAAAGGAUCAGAAAAACGGCAAACUGCAGCUACUCUGAUGAAUGCUCAUUCAAGUCGUUCCCACACAAUAUUUUCUAUUACUGUUCAUAUAAGGGAGAAUACUAUAGAGGGCGAAGAGCUAUUGAAAACUGGAAAAUUAAAUUUAGUUGAUCUGGCUGGUAGUGAAAAUGUUGGAAGGUCUGGUGCUGUUGACCGAAGAGCAAGAGAAGCAGGCAAUAUCAAUCAAUCUCUAUUAACCUUAGGUCGAGUUAUAACAGCACUAGCAGAAAAAGCUCCACAUGUACCUUAUAGAGAAUCUAAAUUAACACGGUUGCUCCAAGAAUCAUUAGGUGGACGUACAAGAACUUCAAUAAUUGCUACAAUAUCUCCUGCUAGUAUUAAUCUUGAGGAAACCUUGUCAACAUUAGAUUAUGCACACCGUGCUAAAAAUAUCACAAAUCGACCUGAAGUUAAUCAAAAAUUUUCGAAGAAGGCAUUACUUCAAGAAUAUAUCGAAGAAAUUGAAAGAUUAAAGAAAGAUUUAAUAGCAUGUCGUGAACGAAAUGGUAUUUAUCUAACUCCAGACAGUUACAAUGAAAUGCAAUCCUUGAUAGAAUUUCAAAGCAAAGAAAUAGAGGAAAAAUUGAAUCAUAUUAAAGCACUUGAAGAAUGUAUGAACUCUAAAGAGCAAAUAUUUAACGAAUUAAAAUCAAUAACUUCCAAACAAGCAAAUGAACUAUUAAAUACAAAAAAUGAAUUGAAAAGCACAGUAAAUGCUUUAAUGUCAACGUCAACACGCUUGGCAAUAUCGGAACGAGAAAAAGAGGAACAAAAAUUUCUUGUUGAAAAACAUGCAAAUACUGAAAAUGUUCUUUUAUCACAAGUACAAACAGUUUUAGAUGUUGCUGAUACAGCCACCUCAGAUGUAAAUAAACUUCAUGACAAAAUCUUUCGUAAAUUACAAAUAGGGCAGCAAAAUAAAUCUCUUGGACAACAGUUUAAGAACAACAUUAAAGAACGAAUCCAAAAAAUUGAAGCUGAUAUUGCAUCACAUACCAAAAAUUUAAUGCAAUUCUCUACAUCAAUGAAGGAUCAUAUUGAAGCGCAAAGUGUAUCAGUUAGUGAGGACAUUGGAAAGGCGAUUCAAGUUAUGUCCCAGGAUCUUGUUAAUUUUAAACAAAAUAUUAUCAAUGAGUUGAUGAAAAAUAUGGAUGAUUCUUAUUUAAGAUAUCAACAUUGGUUGGGAAAUGAAAGCGUAAAUGUUACAGCUAUGACUAAUAUAAAAAUUAGUACGUUAAAUAAUAUUUCUUCCCAUAUUGUGCAAAAAUUUCAUCAGUUACUGGAGAAUAAACUAGCUGAAGGUUUGCAAGCGCUAAACACUGAUAUUUCUCAAAAUAUUGAUAACUUAAUAGAAUUUACAAAAGAAUCAAUGACAUCAAUUUCUAAAUGUUCAAGUGAAAAGCGGGUUCGUUUAAAUAACGAUAUGUUAGAAAUUAGAGAACAUAUUGAAAAUAUUCGACAAGAUCAAAAUGAUAUUAUCGAAAAACGGACAAAUUUUGCAAAGAUGAUGGACGAUUUGCAACGUUGUUUCAAUGAGGUACAAAAGGAGCAGGAAGAGAAUCAUUUUUCAAUAUGCAAUAUAUUAGACAACAUUGAUGAAACUUGUAGAACUAUAAAUAAUCAAGCUUCAGAUACUUGCAAAAUAAAGACAGAAAAACAAGAUGAUUUACAAGAAAGAUUUCGAAGUGAUCUAGAAAUAGUAAAAAAGAUAGUUGUUGAAGGAACAGAUAAGUCUCGAUUGUUGAACGAAAGCGCUAUAGCACAAGGUAAAACAUCAAUAGAUCAGUUCCAAUCGAACAUAAAUAAGAAUUGUGAUACAUUAAUGAGUUUUAAAAAUUGCGUGGAAAAUAAUAUUACGGAAAUGCAGCAAAAGAUGGCAAAAGAUAAAAGCUUCAUUUUGUCAGUAAUUAAUGAUAUGUAUAUGAAAGUUUAUACCACUAGCAAUGAACAUAUAAAAUGUUUUGAUGAUUGUAAGAUGGCAUUUAUGACUGUAUUUACAGAAAUGAGUAAAAAGCUUGAGAGUGAAAAUAUUAAUGCAGAAAAUGUGAAUAGCAAAAUUAUUUUAGAAAUGCAAGCAAUACUUGAUCAAGUUGACAAAUUCUUUACAGAAGAUUUAUAUCGCGAUAAUCCAACAGGUUUAACUCCUGCAAAGAAGGAUUUUCAGUAUUCUAAAAAGCUUAUCAAAACAUCUCCACAUGAACGACUACUUAAAAGGUAUAGAGAAACACUUAAAGAUAUUGAAGAUACAGAGAAUGAGCCUGUAAUACCACUGAAUACAUCUACAAAACAAGCUGUAGAUACGAGCUGAGAAAUAACCUUCGAAGAAAUUAUAACAUCGUAUGUAGUAUGUGGAAAUUUAUUAAUUAUGAAUUUUUAAAUUUUAUAACCAUAAAUACUUUAUAACCAAUGCUACAAAAUAAAAUUGAACAUAUGUAUAUUAAAAUAGUAAACGUAA
Molecule: messenger RNA, 3288 nt
Organism: Bombus pyrosoma
Lineage: Eukaryota; Metazoa; Arthropoda; Insecta; Hymenoptera; Apidae
Product: kinesin-like protein Klp61F
Exons: 16
Coding region: 175-3141 (988 amino acids)
Biological process (GO): microtubule-based movement; mitotic spindle assembly
Cellular component (GO): nucleus; spindle microtubule
Molecular function (GO): plus-end-directed microtubule motor activity; ATP binding; microtubule binding
Source: RefSeq, a predicted model, not a curated record